GCCGUGUUGCUCUGCCUCUUUGGCAGCUGUGUUACCAAGGAUUUGGGAUUGGGAAAACAAGUUAAAUGGAAGUUUGUCACCAGGUGGAAAAUGUGAGGGAAGCAAUGUAGGAACCCCUCCUGGGGCUGCUUGAAGGAUCAGGGUUGGGAUUUCUCACCUGAAAUCAUCACCUGAGCUAUCCCGAGUUUCAUGUUUACUAGCGUCCAGAUUUCCAUCUGAUCACAGAAAACCACGGAGCAGGUCAUGAUGUCGUGAUGUUAUUUUUAUUUUUAGGAAAUCUCCUGACUUAACUUGGACAAAGGCAGGAAGAAAAACCCGUGCUUUUUGUGUAGCUGCGUCAACGUUGCCUUUCUGCGUACAACAUUGACGGUACACAUCCCUGCUGUAACCAACAAACAGGAAUAUGUGAAACAUCUUCUCUAGAAAGAAAGAUGCCCUCAUUUUGGAUGAUUGCCCUCACAGUCUAAGAGAUUGACUUUCAUGAGAAAAGAUUGUACCAUCGUUUGUGUCCAUAAGAGACAAAAAGGACUCCCAGAACAAACAUUUGGAAACAGAAGCGUAUACAGCUUGACAGCCCUUGGGCUUUUAUUGAUAACCAUCCCCAUGCAAACUGUAUUUUUAAUUUCAUAACUUCAUCAGAUACAGUGAGCUAAUAGUGAGACAAUUUGAUCUUGUGAUGGCACUCUUUUCUCAAACGAGUCAGGGUUUUCAGGCUUUGCUGUGGAAAUGUCACAUGUUCUGGCCUGUCUCAAGAUGCCGACAACUGUUUGCUGCCUCUUUCAGCAUCCCUAAUAGGGAAAAAAUUAACUCUUUCAGUUCUAUGACAUCUUCCAGCACUGCUUUACCAGUGGACCCCAAAGAAGCUGAUGCCUUACCUGCCAAGAAAAGGUCUGAAAUUGAUUGCAAAGAAGGAAAAGGAUGGGAUGAGGAGACUAAAGAAAUACCUGAAUGGAAAUUCCACUUUUCUUCUUCUGUUGGAGCUGCAAAGAAAUGGUCAAUGAGUCCUUUUGUGUCAAGGCAUCGGUUUAGCAAUGUACAACCUCCAGAAAAACCUUUGCAGGCUGAAGAAUGGAACAAACUAAGGGAAGAUUUCCAAUCACCUGAAAUAUUUGAAGAGGUGAUGCUGAACAGUAUGAUCAGGUGCAACAGCCCCAUUGAUGUGGCCAAGUCCUUGCUGACGCACCUGGCAAAGCGCAACGGUGACGUUGCCUACAACAUGCUGGUCAAGUACCUGACCCUCUGCGUGCAGCAGGGACAGGUGUCAGAAAUCCGGGACGUGUACGACAUCAUGAAGGCCAGGUUCAAGAUGUUAGAAAGCGGGGCUUACAGCCUUCUAAUCAGGGGCUUGAGCAAUUCAGAUCAGUGGAGAAUGGCCUUGACUGUUUUGGAAGAAGUAAAAAAGAUUAUGAUUCCCUCACGGACGUGCUAUGAAGCUUGUAUCAAAGCUGCCAGCCGUCACCAAGAGAUGAAACUGGCCUUUGAACUGUACAGUGAGAUGUUGGCUAAAGAUGUGGUCCCAACCUUGCACGUCCUGCAGUCGUUUUUUGACUUCAGCAGGGGUAUGAAAGGUGCUGAGCUACAAAAAGAGCUCUUUGGUGUCCUCUUAUAUUUGAGAGAGAACCAAAUAUACCCUCACAGAACAUUUAUGCAGAGUAUAAAGCUGUGGUUUGAAAGUUUACCAGGAGGGAACUGGAGAGGACGCCUGACCAAAAUUAAAGACAGUGGACAAUGCCCAGUUUGCAACCAUCAGCUGGAGGACAGUAACCUCACUGAAGAGGAAUACAGUCAUCUCAGUGAGAGAAUAAUAAAGGACGUGAUACAUGGAGCUGACACUUUUAGAAAGACAAGUCCACAGGAAUUGGAGGCCUUUCAAACAUUUGUUGAAAAUCGACUUCCGUUUGAUAUUGUUAUUGAUGGACUCAAUGUUUCCCACAUAAAAUCCAGAAAGAUGCAGUGUGAAAAUCUGUUUGAUGCUAUCAACUGCCUGGCAAAGGAGAAUGCCCGAUUGCUUGUGCUGGGACGCAAACAUAUGCUGACAAACUCUUCAAAUUGGAAAAGAGAAAUUAUGAAAGAGAUGCAGAGUAAGGCAGACUUCUUCUUUGCUGAAAAUAUCUCUGAAGAUGACCCCUUCUUGCUGUAUGCCACUCUCCGCUCAGGCAAGCACUGCCGCUUCGUCAGCAGAGACUUCCUGCGGGACCACAAGGCCUGUCUGUCCGACAGCGUGACACGCCACCUGUUCCGCAAGUGGCAGCGCGGCCACCAGAUCGUGUUCUUCCCUGCUGCAGCAGGAAGGAGCAUCAAUUUCUUGCCAGCUUUGUGUUACGACUGUGUGGUACAGACCACAGGUGAUACAUGGCAUAUUCCCUAUAAAGAUGUUUUUGAGGAAAAAUAUUCAUAUCAAAUACCAAGAAAAUGGCUCUGCAUUCACCAGAAAUGAUGAAGAAUGUAAUUGGAUAAGCUGAAGUGGCCUCUUUUUUUUUUUUUUUUUUAAUCUCUGUUGCUGGCUAGGAGAAUUCAGCAGGACAGUUAUGGGGUGAGGUGUGUUACUAAAGAAAAUUGAGUGACUGCUUUUGACAAAAUCAUUCCUGCAUACAUCUCUUAACACCAACAGUGGUGGUCCAGUGGGGGUGAAUUAUGUCCAUGAUUUCUGUUUUUACAGGCAAUUUUUGAUUUGAAUUAAAACUUGCUUUUUCCUGUUGGAAUUAGA
Zonotrichia albicollis (white-throated sparrow) is the source of this 2707-nucleotide messenger RNA. Lineage: Eukaryota; Metazoa; Chordata; Aves; Passeriformes; Passerellidae. The record is from RefSeq and is a predicted model, not a curated record.